Molecule: messenger RNA, 1071 nt
Organism: Daldinia childiae
Lineage: Eukaryota; Fungi; Ascomycota; Sordariomycetes; Xylariales; Hypoxylaceae
Exons: 3
Coding region: 1-1071 (356 amino acids)
Source: RefSeq, a predicted model, not a curated record
AUGGCACCGGUCAAAGCGACGCGAAAGAGAAAAUCCGAAGCUAUAACAGGUUCAAUUAAAGGCCAAAAGAUACAUACGAUAAGAUGUUCGCCCGAACGAAGUCCAAUCAAGAAGCGGAAGUUAGGCCUAUCACUUGCGCAAAAGCAAGCUCUCAUCGACAACCUCCAACUAGAGAUUACCGAACGUGCAAGACGAUUAAGAGCUCAAUACAAUAUCCAGGCGCAACAACUACGAUCACGCGUUGAGAUGCGCGUCAACCGAAUACCCACCGCCUUACGAAAACUGAAGAUGGGCGAGCUCCUUUCCAAAUCACUACAGCCACAUCAACCACCUCGCCCACCUAAGUCAACGUAUGUAGCCAGACCUCCACCCGUCCCUGCAAAGGAUAGCGCGUCAGCCAAACCCCUCCCACGAAAGCCAGUUCCAGCAGUCAAUGCAAAAGGCCUAAGCGAGGAAAUACUAGGUCUGGAUAAAGAGAAUCAAGGCGACGAUGUUCAGAAUCCUAAGAAGAGGCCUCGCGGUAUCCCGGGCAAGGAACCUGCUACAAUCCAACCGGGACAGGUCCUAUCGCCCACAUCUUCAAAUACGCGAAUAGUACCCCGCGCUCGCCCGGCAGCAUCUCCCAUAAAGACGCUAGUUAGCAGGCCCGCUUCACCUAUGAAAGGACCCCCGCCUAAGCCUUCUUCCAAUAUCAUAUCGAGUAUGGCAGACAGAGUGAAGGCAUCACGGCCUGCGAUUACGAGGAAACCUACCAAUUCAUCUAUGACCAGCUCGGCUAACGGCAACUCAUCUGUACGUGCGCGACAACCCGCAGUCCCAUCACGUCCCCCGACUGCAGCGUCUACGCGAGGGAGACGGAAGGCUAGUACUACAAGCGAGUCAAGCAAUGGCAGCUCGACUACGGUACACAAGAAGACAACCGCUUCGAGGGUGGUCAAGACGACAGCUCCCGCGGCCAAGAAAACAGUCAUGAGCACAAUAAAAUCAGCCACAACCAAAAAGCCCCCGGCAACAAAAGCCGCUGCCUCUGGAACGGGGACAGGGAGGACGUUAAGGAAGAGAGCAGCUUAG